AUGGAACACAAUUGCAGAGAUCGGCGAAAGAAGUGCUACCGCCGGCGCCAAGGAAUCAGUUGCAACUUCUGCGUUGCACGGGGCCUUGAUUGUGUCAGCGCGUUGGACCGCAUGUCCCCGUCCGAAAAGGAGGAUCGUGUCGAUGCCAGGCACACAAGCAAACAAGGAUACGAACCUCUAUGCAGUCGAGAGGACGCAAGUGCAAUCAGUAUUGACGCUGGCCUGUCUGCCGAGCUGGUCGACCUCUACUUCCGCUACAUCCAUGUCGCCUCCCACAACGUCUUCCACCGCCCGUCGUUUACGGCGGCCGUGCAGAAUGGAACUAUUCCCAAGAUCCUCUUCUUUGGAGCAGCCGCACUCUGUGCCCGCUUCUCCACUCACGCCAGCCUUGCGGACAUCGAUCCCCGGACACGUGGUCGUCCAUAUGCACAGGAGACGGAGCGGUUGCUUGAUCUCCAUGACUCUUCGUUGACUACGAUCCAGGCUUGCAUGUUGCUCGGCCACAUUUCCGCUGUGGAGGGAGAGCCAGCCACGGAGUCCGUUUUCUUUAGCAUUGCCUGUCGGAUGGCUCUGAUCUUGGACUUGCCCAAUGCCGCGGCGGCGACGCCCCUACAAAGGGAACUCAAUCUCCGAGUGUGGUGGUCCAUCGUAGCAACAGACACCUGGUCGUCCUCUGCACUCAAUAUACAACGGGCAAUCUCUCCACAAGGAGACGACACGACUAUCCCGAUGCCAAUGGAUGAACGGACCUUUAUCGGUCUGCAACCGGAUGAUGAAUACGAAGACACGGACGAAGACCAAAACGGAGCUGUGAGAUCUCUAAGCCAGCCCACCUCCAAAACACUACAACGGCCGCAUUUUCCCAAACACUCGUUGAUUGCCCAGAUGAUCAAGCUCAACCAAGUGCUCUACAGGAUUACAUGCAUGAACGCCGAUGUUGCAGCUGGUCGCAUGCAAGCUGUGGCCCUUGAACCAACCAUUAGUUCUCUCAGUGUCUGUCUCGACGACUGGUCUGGCUCACUCCCCCCGGACAUGCGCAACACCCCAGCCAAUCUGGCGUACUGGGCCAAACUAGGUUUUGGCCGCAUCUUUGUCAUCCUGCACCUCAAUUACAACUACGCUGCCCAGUUGCUCUUUUACCAGUUUCUGCACUGGAACCAGGAUGCGGAUGCAGACGGCGUGGAUGCCUAUUCCUCUCCCAGUACGACCACCGCGCCGCCCAUUGCGUUCGCCAGCCUUUAUGCCCAAAAAUGCACAAGUCACGCCGCCGCGCUCUGUGCACUUGUCUACAAUGCUCGUAGGCAUCCUGAUACGGACGUGUCAUAUUCACUCGUCGGCCACAUGCUUGUCAUUGCGUCGACUGUGCAGAUCUACACGCUACUCUUCAGCGCGGACGAGGAUGCCAUCGCCGCCGCGCGCGACCGCCUGGAGCGCAACUUUGAAAUCAUUACCACCCUGCGUCAGUAUUGGCCUUGCGUCGACGCUUCGUUGGGCCGGCUGCGUGCGUUCCAAAACGCAUGCUUGCGGUGCAAAGAGCAGUCGUUCCAGCUGGACCGGUGGAUGUUGCGAUUUGUGCUCGAUUAUGGGCAGGCCAUACAGAACAGAGAAGAGAUGGAUGUGACGGACGAAGAGGGGGGAAUUUUUCAUGCGGGAGAUUUGAAGAUUUGA
This is a messenger RNA of Sporothrix schenckii 1099-18, 1668 nucleotides long. RefSeq lists its product as uncharacterized. Gene Ontology annotation, molecular function: DNA binding; zinc ion binding. Lineage: Eukaryota; Fungi; Ascomycota; Sordariomycetes; Ophiostomatales; Ophiostomataceae. The record is from RefSeq and is a predicted model, not a curated record. The transcript is spliced from 2 exons. Gene Ontology annotation, biological process: DNA-templated transcription. Bases 1 to 1668 code for a protein of 555 amino acids. Gene Ontology annotation, cellular component: nucleus.